UAUAUAUACCAACUGCAAAGCAAAAUUCCUCCUCGUCCUAAACGGCCCCCGAGUGAAUCAGCUGGUACCGCCAUAGCUUCUGCUUCCGCCGACUAAAUCAUGGGGCACUCAAACGUCUGGAAUUCUCACCCUAAGAACUACGGCCCUGGAUCCCGCACCUGUCGCGUGUGUGGAAACCCUCAUGGGUUGAUCAGGAAGUACGGCCUCAUGUGCUGCAGGCAGUGCUUCCGCAGCAAUGCCAAGGAGAUCGGCUUCAUUAAGUACCGUUAAAUGGCAGACAUUCAACAUUCCAGGACUCGAUGUUUUGGACCAAGAAGAGUAGUAUUGGUUUCUGAGUUCUCCUCAACUUUUAAGAAAUAUUUUUGUUUUAGUUGAUCUGCUGUUGAACUUGAAUUGGUCGUCAGACUAAGAAUACUGUGUUAUUAAUGAAUUAAAGUUUGAUUUAUGUCCU
This is a messenger RNA of Malus domestica (apple), 451 nucleotides long. RefSeq names its product small ribosomal subunit protein uS14z/uS14y/uS14x. Gene Ontology annotation, cellular component: cytosolic small ribosomal subunit; ribosome. The record is from RefSeq and is a predicted model, not a curated record. Gene Ontology annotation, molecular function: zinc ion binding; structural constituent of ribosome. Lineage: Eukaryota; Viridiplantae; Streptophyta; Magnoliopsida; Rosales; Rosaceae. Gene Ontology annotation, biological process: translation.